This is a messenger RNA of Rhodotorula toruloides NP11, 984 nucleotides long. RefSeq names its product GCN5-related N-acetyltransferase (GNAT). Gene Ontology annotation, molecular function: acyltransferase activity, transferring groups other than amino-acyl groups. Lineage: Eukaryota; Fungi; Basidiomycota; Microbotryomycetes; Sporidiobolales; Sporidiobolaceae. The transcript is spliced from 3 exons. The record is from RefSeq and is a predicted model, not a curated record. The coding region runs from base 1 to 984 and encodes 327 amino acids.
AUGACCAUCGCACCUGCCCCCGUCGCGCUCUUCUCGCACGACAAUCACUCCCCACUUCUCGACCUCCUCCGACCACAUCUCCCUCGCUCGCUCCCGCUGUAUUCGACGCUGCAGACCCCCGGACAGCCUAUCGCAGUCUAUGCCACCUUUCCGCCUGGCGCAGAAGCAGGAGGCGAGGAAGGACGACGGCGGAUUCCCUGGCUCAUCCUCGCAGACCUCGGCAACCAGCUGCGCUUCUUCUGCUCAUACGAAGCGAAGACGGCGCUGAGUGAAGCGGAGAGGUCGGAAGGCGAAGAGCUGGUCGGAAGGGCGCUGCGGCUGUACCUGCUGGAGCAUCACGGAGGUCGAGAUCGUAUAAGCAUCGGAGCGAUACCGGACAUCUGGACAUCCUGCAUCGAGCGCUUCUUCAACACCAAGCCUUUCUCAAACUCGGAAAUCCACUACCUUCUGCCGCACGAUGUUGCCGAGUCUUUACCGGUCAACGGAUCGACGAAAGGAGGUAUUGUGUUACCUGGAGGCGUGGUCGAGACUCAGGGAAGGGAGGAAGACGUAGCAGAGAUUCUCUCAACAUCCGAAGUACCACAUCCUCCGGCUUACAUCGCGACCCGGCUGCCUUACACCACCGUCCUACGCUCCGUCGACAGUUCCACGGCUUCUUCCACCGACUCUACAGCCGUAUCGACCCCCUCUUCCAUCCUUGCUCAUUGCACAACACACCGCGACGGAUCCAUCGGCACCCUUCAUGUCUCCUCUUCACAUCGCCAGCGCGGCCUCGGCGCUCUCGUCCUUCGCACACGGAUAUCUCGCAUGUUCUCCCCCGCCGAGGCGCCACGACAUGUCGAGCCGGAGUGGCGGAGCGCCGCAGCGUUCUGCUACGUGCAUGCGGACAAUCUAGCCAGCAAUGCGUUGAUGCGGAAGGUUGGGAUGCGGAAGAGCGAUUGGGAGGUCUGGUGGGCGCGGGUGAAGCUGCCACUCGAGGCAUAG